This is a messenger RNA of Eucalyptus grandis, 1131 nucleotides long. Its product is annotated as probable inactive receptor kinase At2g26730. Gene Ontology annotation, biological process: protein phosphorylation. Gene Ontology annotation, molecular function: protein kinase activity; ATP binding. The record is from RefSeq and is a predicted model, not a curated record. Lineage: Eukaryota; Viridiplantae; Streptophyta; Magnoliopsida; Myrtales; Myrtaceae. The coding region runs from base 1 to 1131 and encodes 376 amino acids. The transcript has 3 exons.
AUGUCGGGAACUCUCAGUGAUCUCUGGCGAAGGUUAGGUAACAAGAGGAGGAGAGCAUCGGUAUCGGCCAAUCCGCCGAACAGGCCACCGGGAGCGGCUCGGGCCGAGCCGGAGGAACUGACACGCGCAGCUAACAAGCUGGUCUUCUUGGACCCUUUGGCGAAGGAGUUUGACUUGGAGGACUUGUUGAGGGGCAGUGCUGAGGUUUUGGGUAAAGGGACCAUGGGGACGUCUUACAAGGCGGUCCUGGAGGACGGGACGACUGUGGUUGUGAAGAGGCUGAGGGAUGUGGCCUUACCCGUGGGCGAAUUCAGGAAGACGAUGAUUGCGUUGGGAGCGAUGCGACACGAGAAUCUACUCCCGCUGAUGGCUUACUACUACAGUAGAGACGAGAAAAUCCUGGUAUUUGAUUACGUGCCCCUGGGAAGCUUGUUUGGACUUUUACAUGGAGGCGUAGGGUCGGAAAAGACCAGGCUAAGCUGGGAAAUCAGGCACGGCAUCGCUCUUGGAGCCGCCCGGGCCAUAGAGUACUUGCACGCUCAAGGUCCCAAUGUCUUCCAUGGAAAAAUCAAGUCAACCAAUGUCCUCCUCACGGCAUCCUAUGAUCCGCUAGUUUCCGAUUAUGGCCUGACCAGCAUCCAGGCGCCUCCAGUAGGCGCAUUGAAGGCCGCUGACCCCCAGAAGGACGAUGUCUACAGCUUUGGGGUGUUGCUUGUGGAGCUUCUAACUGGGAAACCUGAUGGGGCUGAUCUUGCUUGUUUGGUUAAGCCCACAACUAGAAGGCACUGGACUGUUUAUGAUUUCGAUCCUGAGCUGGGAGAAUACCAGAAUUUUCAGGAUGAGUUAGUGGGACUGAUGCAGGUGGCCAUGGCUUGUGCAUCCAACCUCCAUCAGAGGCGGCCUUCCAUGUCGGAAGUACGGAGGAUGAUUGAAGACCGGCAGUCACAGCCACUGCCUGAACAGGUCAUCGAAGUGAACAAUGAUUUGUCUGAGAGGACACGGAACCCGCCCAAUGGAGGGGUGAUGGAAGUUGCUGACAGAGUCUAUGGAGCACUGGAGUACUUCAACAAUAGGGGGACUUGUGGAAAACCAAGUCCUGAAGAGAAUGUAGUUGCAGAACUGACAGUAUAG